AAGCAUGCUGAACGCUGUGCCAUCCCCUUUUAUGCCAAACGAGGCGACAAACUGCGAGCGCCAGGCUGUGGAAACCCACCAAAUAAUAAUAAUUCAGAUGGGGUUUGCCAUAACUUUUGCUGUGCCCCAGGUCGCUCACCCCGGCCGACUCCCCUCCAACUCAAAGACCGGGCCCCCGCCGGCCCCGACCCCGACCCCCGCCUUUUCCGCCUUGGCGCCCUCCGGCAAGCCGCGCGACCCAGCGCCGCCGACAUCCCCAUGA
Gaeumannomyces tritici R3-111a-1 is the source of this 262-nucleotide messenger RNA. RefSeq lists its product as hypothetical. The transcript has a single exon. NCBI's taxonomy places the organism in Eukaryota, Fungi, Ascomycota, Sordariomycetes, Magnaporthales, Magnaporthaceae. The record is from RefSeq and is a predicted model, not a curated record. Bases 5 to 262 code for a protein of 85 amino acids.